UGCGCGAGUAGAAAAAGAGAGGAGGCAGAGAGAGAGAAGAGAGAUAGGGAGAGGGUGGCUGCAUCAUCACCACCACCUCGGAAGUCCUUGGCGAGCGUGCGUGCGAGCUGUGGGAGGGUACGGUUUUUUCAACUCCCCCUCACCUCUCUCCCCUCUCCCUUCGUCUCCCCUCCCCUCUCCCACCACCGCCACCUACCCCGCGCCGCGGCGGCGUCAGCGACGGUUGUGAUGAAAAGCUGCAUCUGUUAAGGGACACAAGUUCUGCUACCGAGUUCGACAUGGGUUCAGGAAACCUGAUGGUGAAGAAGGUGGUGAGGCCCAGCUCUUUUGACCUUGACAUACAUCUUGACAAAAGCUGGAAGGAGGAUGUGACCUGCCCAAUCUGCCUAGAUUACCCCCACAACGCAGUCCUCCUGAGGUGCACGUCUUACGAGAAGGGUUGCAGGCCGUUUGUGUGCGACACCGACCAGACCCGCUCAAACUGUCUUGAGAGGUUCAAAGGUGCUUAUGAGCUACCUGCCAAUGUCAAGGUCUCGUCUAUAGCUGUGGCCCCUCUUGAUAGCAUCCACAUCGUGUCAUCUCACGCAAACAACCGCCCAAGUUGCCCAUUGUGCAGAGGUGAUGUUAUCGGGUGGAUUGUGAUCAGCGAGGCUCGUCUGCAUCUUAACCAGAAGAAGAGAUGCUGUGAAGAGGAUUGCUGCUCCUUUACUGGCAACUUCAAUGAGCUUCAGAAGCACACACAGCAAAAGCAUCCAGAUUCACGCCCUUCAGAAAUCGACCCUGCCAGGCAAGUUGAUUGGGACAACUUCCAGCAAUCUUCUGAUAUCGUGGAUGUCUUGAGCACGAUACAUGCACAAGUUCCUAAUGGUAUCGUUCUCGGAGACUAUGUCAUUGAGUAUGGGGAUGAUGAUACUGGAGACGACUAUGAAGUGCUCCACAGGGUUAGGAGGAAGUGGUGGUCUUUUAUUUGUUGCAAGGCAUUUUGUAGAUAUCCAAGAAGCCGAAGAAGAGGGAGAGGAAGGGACAGUAGAGGAAGUGGAAGGAGGAACAGCAAUCAGGCUCAUCUGGAGAACUUCAAUCUCGAGGUUCCGACACAAGCUGUUGACCUGAGGGAACUCAGAUUUGAUGAAAUCGAUGAUGAGUACAUUGUCACAGGGGCCGUACCUAGUAUGGCAACACCAGGAAGAAUGGCCAGUUUCCAUUACAGGGAUACAAGAUAUGGUCGGUGAUCGGGCGUACUACUUAACAGAACCAGCUGAUAAAGAAAAAGUAUUUGCAGCCGCGAUGUGAUGCCGCAGCCUUCAGGAAACUCCACCCCCUCCCCAUUUUUCGUUUCUUUUCCCGCCCGGGUCGUUGCUAGGCGCCGCUCCAGCCCGGACUUCCUGUGCAUAAAAAGUAGCAACAGAAACCCUUCGCCGCCGUCCUCGUUCGUUUGCAAUAGAUUUUCAUUUACCGUAGCUUCCAUUCUGUAUAUAUUUAGCACCCAUCUUAUACAGUGAUGCCGGUGAAAAGCCUUUUUUUUCUCUUUUUUGGAAAUGAAAUGAAUGUCGGGUGAUGCUGCAGCCGCGGCUCACCGGCCCAGCCGUGGUUACAGUUUCUGAA
Messenger RNA from Triticum aestivum (bread wheat), 1602 nucleotides. RefSeq lists its product as uncharacterized. NCBI's taxonomy places the organism in Eukaryota, Viridiplantae, Streptophyta, Magnoliopsida, Poales, Poaceae. The transcript is spliced from 3 exons. The record is from RefSeq and is a predicted model, not a curated record. The coding region runs from base 279 to 1229 and encodes 316 amino acids.